This is a messenger RNA of Saccostrea cuccullata (small rock oyster), 1007 nucleotides long. RefSeq lists its product as uncharacterized. Lineage: Eukaryota; Metazoa; Mollusca; Bivalvia; Ostreida; Ostreidae. Bases 1 to 627 code for a protein of 208 amino acids. The transcript is spliced from 3 exons. The record is from RefSeq and is a predicted model, not a curated record.
AUGUCUUGUUGCACAAAGUGUGGAGUGACUAAAUAUCGUGCAUUUACUUUAAUUCUGCUUGGAGUGGCUAUAGCUAUCCAGUCCGUGUCGGUUGCACUUCCGGUGUGGAGUGAGAUAAACACAAACUACUUUACAUACACCAUCAGGGCGUAUCAAAACCUGUGGACAGUUAAUAUCCUUGAGGAUGGGCAAGCUGGAGCCUUCCCAAAAGAAAAGUCGAAGAUGAAUGUCGGUUGGAAGAAAGACCUACAGAAUGUAGAGGUUACUUGUAUUGUAGCAGGGUUGCUCGGUUUAUUCUUGCUUUUGCUGUCGUCGAUUACUCGCAAGAUGGCGCUGUUAGCAGGAAUCUGUCGACUUUUUGGAAUUUGUUUUAGUCUCUUAGCAGCUAUAGAGGUACUGGUGGGUUCCCUUCUGUAUGAAUAUCAACACAGAGAAAUUUUCUCUAUCAAUGCGAAAGAUCCAAAAAACUACUACCCCACAGACAAACUGGAGCUAUCAUCCGGGUUCUUCAUCUCCACCACUGCUGGUGCUUUGUACGCACUAGUGGUGACUGUCGAAAUUGUGGUCUUAGCAGCAAAUAAUGUGAAGUCAGAAAAGGAAAAGAACAUGGUGACAUCAUUUUCAUAGAGCUUUGCAUUGUGUGCAUGUCCUAUUUAUGGUGAUUUACAAAUCAUAUAAAGAUUCUGACGAUUCUGUAAUCUAAGAAUAAAACCCAAAGGGCUAUAUAAACAAUAUUUAUAUUAAAUGUACCCCCGGCAAAAAUCUCCUCAAAUAAGGUCUAUUAUAACGAAAGUUCGUAUAAAGAUUAAACAAUCAAUGUAUGUUUUGUAAGACAGAAAAUUUUGUAUUUUCUGAAUUACACAAAUGUUUAACUUGUGUUAGUUGUUCUAACAUUGAAACACAAUUAUACAUCAUCAUACUAGGAUCUCGUAUGUUGUUCAGUAGGACAUUGAGAGAUGCAAUUGACCUUUGGCUCGGGCUUUUAGUACAUGACAUUCUGAUUACAU